Bactrocera oleae (olive fruit fly) is the source of this 1411-nucleotide messenger RNA. RefSeq names its product Autophagy-related 10 (gene Atg10). Gene Ontology annotation, cellular component: intracellular anatomical structure. Gene Ontology annotation, biological process: protein lipidation; protein modification by small protein conjugation; macroautophagy. Gene Ontology annotation, molecular function: Atg12 transferase activity. The record is from RefSeq and is a predicted model, not a curated record. NCBI's taxonomy places the organism in Eukaryota, Metazoa, Arthropoda, Insecta, Diptera, Tephritidae.
UCGUACUUGCGCUUCAUCACGAACAUCAACAACACAGGCCAAUGCUUUACCGCCCGCUUUUUCAACUAUUAGAAUAUAUGUAUUUAUUUUAUACAUGCGAAAUAUUUGCGAAACAUACUUGUAUGUAUGUAAAUAUAAAACAUUGUGUGGCGAUUUCUUUACUCACUUUCUUCUGCGGCUGUGUAAAUAGUACCUGGCAAAUUGGGAUGUGGAUCAGCUGUUUUGGCUGCUACUACAACAUUAGCACCGUCUCGCGCAGCUUUUAGCGCGAUUGCCUUACCAAUUCCACGAGACGCUCCCGUAAUAAAUAAUGUUCUACCACGUAAAGUGCUAAAUUUAUAAAAUUUAUGAGUAUUUAAAGUGCCAAGUGUUGCAAUUUCUUUACCCAACGUUCUGCAUUAUAAUUUAUGUAUAUAAAUAAUUUCAUCUACUCGCAAGCCUUCAAUGAAUACAACUGAACUAUAUGGCUAACAAAAUAUUAACGCAACAAAAGUAGCUGUGAACAGGUUGUUGUAAAGAGGGCAAAGUGUACGGCUGAAGAUAACGAAGAGAGCUUUUAUAAAAAAGUUAAUAUGUAUAUUCUUCUAUGAGUACAUAUCAUAUUUACGAAAACAUAUAUGUACAUAUGUAUAUGCAAAGAAUAAGCUCUAUUUCACGCUAACAAAACCAACAAAAGACACGAAAUAAAUAGUUUAAAUAAAGUUGAAAAUGUCAAUCGUUACACUGAGCUGGGAGGAGUUUCUUCAAGAAGCUACGGAGUUCCAAAAGAUUUCUGAGCGCCUGGAUGACACUUGGACUUUAUACAAGAAGGAUGAGCAAGAGGGCAAUGCUUAUCUUAUUUACGAACAAAAAACAAUAAACACUGUUGAUGAAAAAAGUGGUAUUGAUGCUCUAAAAGAGACUACCGACUGUAUAGAAAAUGAAACUGCGGCGUUGCCGCCAAGCAAUGAUUUACUCAAAAUCGAAUAUCACAUUGUUUACAGUAUUUCUUAUCAAGUGCCUGUUUUGUAUUUUCGCAUCUAUCGUAAUGACGGCAGCAUGUUGUGUGUCGAAGAAGCCUGGCGCAUUUUUCGUGACUACAGCGACGAUGUCAGCAAUGCCAGUAGUGUGGAUGCAACAGCUCCGCGAAACGCUGCGGAUAUGCUGAGUAUUAUGACGCAAUUGGAUCACCCCGUGAUUGGCAAACCAUAUAUAGCAAUACAUCCCUGCCGUACGGCGGAGUUGCUGGCGCAAGCGGGCAACAGUCGUAAUCGUAUACUCACAUUUAUCAGCUUGAUGGGACCGUAUGUGCAAUUAAAUUUAUGCAAUGAAUAUGGCAAGGAGUAUACUGAUAGCUAGAUUGCUAAAUAUUGACCAAAUUGUAAAAAAAAAAAUGUUUAAAAAUAAAAUCUACUUAUUUUCACAAAUUAAA